Molecule: messenger RNA, 978 nt
Organism: Microthlaspi erraticum
Lineage: Eukaryota; Viridiplantae; Streptophyta; Magnoliopsida; Brassicales; Brassicaceae
Source: the annotation of a GenBank genome assembly
AUGGCUGCAUUACCAGUUUUCAUACCGGCCCAAUCGUUUCCGUCGAUCCUCUCACAUGAAGCCUUGAUCAAUCACUUUCAGACCAAUCUUCCCACACAUUCGUCAACAAUCACAAGCCCUCUCCGCCAAAACUACACCGUUUCACCACCUUCCUCUCUCCUCCUCAUGCCUUCUUGGUCAUCUUCUCCUUCUCUCCCUUACAUGGGUGUCAAGCUCGUCACCUAUUUCCCUAAUAACUCCUCCCAGAACUUACCGGGCAUCCAUGGAUCCUACACACUCUUCAGCUCCACCACAGGCCAAACCCUAUCCUCCAUGGACGGUACCGUUUUAACCCUUUACCGUACUUCCUCUGUUUCAGGCCUAGGCUCCAAAAUCCUAGCCAGGGAUGAUAGCCAGGUGCUGAUCAUGGUUGGCUCCGGUGCUCUCGCGCCACACCUGAUCAAAUCCCAUCUAGCUGCGAAGCCAAGCUUGAGAAGAGUGAUCAUAUGGAACAGAACUCCUCAAAAGGCUCAAUCUUUAGCUGAAACUCUCUCAAAGGACUCUCAACACAGCGAGGUCUCGUUCGAGAGCCACGGUUCGUUAGAUGAGAUCAUUCCUCUGGGAGAUAUCAUAAGCUGUGCAACUAACUCAACUAUUCCACUGGUCAAAGGUGAGUUCUUGAAACCUGGAACCCAUCUUGACCUUGUUGGAUCGUUUAGCCACGAAAUGAAGGAAUGUGACGACGAAGCGAUACAGAGAGGGAGUGUGUUUGUGGAUAACGACGCAGCGAUGGAAGAAGCGGGAGAGCUCGUGGGAGCGUUCGAGAGAGGAGUGAUAAAGAGAGAAGAUGUUUGUGGGAAUCUGGUUGAGUUGAUCAAUGGAGACAGAGAAGGAAGAAGGAGCUCAACGGAAAUAACCGUCUUUAAGUCUGUUGGUUCGGGUACUGUGGAUCUCUUAACUGCACAACUAGUUCAUGAGACUUAUCUGAGCCGCUCUUAA